GAGAGUCGUCUCCCACCAGUCCAUUUUCCUCAUCCAAACCUUCCCUUGCAGUAUCAGCACUAAUACCUCUCCUACCUCAAUUUCGCAGCUCACUCCGUGGCUCGUCUACGUCGGCCACUUCGUCGACCACAUCAAGCUUGCCGUCUCCAUGGCGCUCUUCUACCUUGGCCUCAGCUCCUCCUGCGAGGACUACUUCGUCUACCCGCUGCAGCUCGCCGUCUCCAUGGCCCUCUUCUACCUCGGCCUCAGCUCCUCCUACGAGGACUACUUCAUCUUCCCGCUGCAGCUCGCCGACCUGCCCUCCUCCCUGCCUCUUCUAUUAACCCCGCCUUCCGUCAUCAAGGCCAGCCUCCCCGUCGUGAGGUUCUCCAGCCUCGGGACGAGCUCGCUCCAAGGAGGAGACGACGCCAUCUGCGCGGUGUGCCUGGGGCGCCUGGAAGCGAGGCACGAGGUCAGGGAGCUCGGCAACUGCCCUCACGUCUUCCACAAGAGGUGCAUCGAUAAGUGGGUGGACAUCGGGCAGGUCACCUGCCCACUGUGCCGAGCUCAGCUGCUGCCCAUGGGAAGGGACGAGGAGGAUCGAUGGAUUGGCUGCUGAUCCCUCAGCAUCAUGAAGCACUUUCCGGACGUGGUAAUUCGACUCACCGGUGAAGCUAUCAUUUGCUCUCUACUUGGCUGUUCAAAUAAUGGUGUAAUUAAUUGUACAUGGAAAGAAAAAAGGAAAAAAAAAAAGGUUGAUAAUAGUCGGAUUGGCGAAAGGCAGUAAGUAACAAAGAGAUGUUGGUGGUUAACUUUGGCCUCACUCCAAACUGUUCUUCUAGCUCUCGUCUUCUUCAUCAUGUUGUAGUCAUGGUUUGGGUCUCAAACUAUAUUACUUUCCAGUUUCAUUCAGGAGGGGAAGAAGUGAAUAAAAAGAAGGAAAGGGCUAUUUGUUCUUUUCA
Messenger RNA from Musa acuminata subsp. malaccensis (wild Malaysian banana), 941 nucleotides. Lineage: Eukaryota; Viridiplantae; Streptophyta; Magnoliopsida; Zingiberales; Musaceae. The record is from RefSeq and is a predicted model, not a curated record.